Ruditapes philippinarum (Manila clam) is the source of this 1236-nucleotide messenger RNA. RefSeq lists its product as uncharacterized. The record is from RefSeq and is a predicted model, not a curated record. The transcript is spliced from 2 exons. NCBI's taxonomy places the organism in Eukaryota, Metazoa, Mollusca, Bivalvia, Venerida, Veneridae. Bases 374 to 1144 code for a protein of 256 amino acids.
UAGCUUUGGUUUAGUUAUUACUCUUAAUUUAUAAACUUUGUUUUUCAUUUCCUUAGGGCCAGUUUACGAUAACUGUACCUGCGGACGAGACGCUCCAAAAAAUGUGACGACACAACGACCGGUCGUGACGUCUGUCAUUCCAAACUGGUGUUUUAGCCCGUCUGGAGCUGACUGUAGUUGGUACAAGGACUGUCUAGAGAAACGCUAUCCUUGUAAAGAGCAUGGCAACUCGUAUGCCCUUGAUUAUGCAGAGAAAUUUUGCAAUUUAUACCAAGAUCAUUACCAAGAAUUUAACUCCAUUGGUCGAGAAUGGAUCGAUGCUGUAAGGAAAUGUCUACAAGUCAAACUUGUACCCAUCCUUAGACCUUUUGUAAUGGCAACAUGCGAGAGUAUCAGGCAACAGGCCUUUGAUUCUCACUCUGGAUGCUAUCUUCAUCCGGAUUUUGGAAAGCCAUCCAUCUGUAAUAUUGGUGUGGGUAACUGGGCUCGUAUAUUUUGGACUGUAAAAGGCGCGCUUAUUCAAGACGCGCCGGCAACCUUAAAACAGAUGCUUGAUGUUGUUUUGGCCUGUGGUGCUGAUAUACUAUCAGCUGGAAUGGAGAAGAUACAGUUGAUAUUUCGACGAGCAAAUGAAUCGGUUCUGAGAAACCUUAAUAACUUUGCGAAUAAUAUUGCAGAUCAAAUUGCAAACAAAAUGGACUGGUACAGGAGAGGAAUAAGUUUUUUCGGGUACCCAACUCUGGAAAGUUCGAAUCGUAAAAAACGUGCUGCUGACAAUGCCACUGACACUGUUUACGUCAACAUACUGAUUACUGCAAAAUCCGAAUUUGACCUUAACGCCAACGAUAGUCUACAAGCUAAUGUGUCAGCGGAGGCGAUAAGCGUGGCUAAAUCCAUUGAAAAUGGCGAUGUUCGCUUAAAUAUAACGGAGGAGAUGGAGUUUAUAAAAUUAAGUCUUUGCAUCGACUACAACUGUACCGACACUUCUCUACAAGUAGAACCAGCACCACCAGAGAAGAAAGACGGGAGUGGAGUAAAUGCUGCAAAUGUGAAACCGUUCACCAAUGUGCUUUCAAGUACUGCGGUUGUGCUGCAAGUGUUUAUGUUUUGCGUGUUAAAAUGCUACAACAUGUUCCUUAUAUAGUUUGUAGAGUUUGCACUUUGGAGGACAAACAUACCUAAUUAUUUUAUGACAAGGUAUAACGCAGUAUGAAUUAAACAUCCUGCAAAAUGUUA